AUGACUUUACUAGCGGUCAUCUUCCUACUCGCCUUCCUCCCAACAGAAUCUGCAAGCGGCAGAUACCCCCCCAAGGCAGCAAGUAACCCUGUGUUCGGACCACGGCAGGUAUAUGGUCUGCUCAACGGGUCAGUCACCGUGAAAUGCUUCUACCCUCCCACCCGUGUGAACAGACAUGACAGAAAGUAUUGGUGCAAGGAAUCGGCCACAGGCUGCAUGACCGUUGUCUCCACCAACGGCUACAUUAGUCCAGGCUACAAAGGCAGAGCCUCCAUCACUGACUACCCAGAGGCAGAAAGCUUCCAGAUUAACCUCUCCGAGCUGACGAUGGCAGACGCAGGCACCUACCAGUGCGGUGUUGGUAUCAAUGGCAGAGGGCUCUCCCACAAAGUCAGUCUGGAUGUUUCUGAAGGUCCACAUGUACCCGAGGGAGCUGAGCUCUUCUACGUGAAGCUGCACAGCACUUUGACCAUGUCCUGCAGCUUUGGGAAGGAGAAUGAGAGCAAGAGGAAAUUUGCCUGCCGUAACAUCGUCGAUAGUUAUAGGAAUAUUGAUGAGGAUUACACAGGGCGAGUUCUGCUGAGCAAUGUGGAGCCUCCAGGCUCAUUCAGCAUCAUGAUAACUCAGAUGGGCUGGGAAGACUCUGGCUUGUACCUGUGCGGGGUCGGGUCCUAUGGGGAGGACGGAGAAACGAAGGAACUGGACGUGCAUGUCUAUGAGGAGACAAGCGUUCCUCAAGGAAAGCCCACAAUAAUUGGAGUAAAAGGAAGUUCAGCAACUUUUGAAUGCCGCUAUGAGCCUCUAAAAAAGUCCUCAGUGAGGUACUGGUGCAAGUGGAGACAGAACGGGUGUGCUAAGAUCAUAGAAAACUCCGGGUAUGUGGCAGACCCUUAUGAAGGAAGAGUGGCCAUGUACGACAGCCCAAAUAACAGGACGAUCACCAUCAUCCUGAACCAGCUGAAGGACAGCGACAACGGCUAUUACUGGUGCAUGACAAAUGAGGAGAGGGAGCAGCAAUCGUCAGCUGAGCUGAAGAUCAUAGACGGAGAACCUGGACUGAAGGGAAAGAAGGAAGUGGAGGCGCAAGUGGGUUCACGGGUCGAUUUAACUUGCUCUUAUCCAUGCAAGUACUACUCCUACCAGAAGUACUGGUGCAAGUGGAACGGCCCCACCUGCACCCCCAUGCCUUCUUCUGACCAAAGUCAGCCGGGGCCAGACGUUACCUGUGACACUGACAACAAGACGGUUAUCCUCAGCUUCGACUCGGUCGCAAAGACAGACCAGGGGUGGUACUGGUGUGGAGUGAAGCGCGAUGGCCUCUUCGGGGAAACCAUGGCAGUCUACCUGCGGGUGACUGAAGGUGAGCUCCAAGGGAGCAGUGCCGGCCGCAGCCCAGACCUCCUGGACGCCGAGGGUGGCUUUAUUGCCCAAGAAAGAGCCUACAGCGACGCUGGGGUGGGAAGCGCAGGUGCUUCAGAAAGCUCUGAUCAAAGCCACGGCCCCAAUACACUUGCUUUAGCCCUGGGCCCUGUUGGUGCCGUGCUCCUGAUCGGCGCGACAGCUUUCGCCGUUUUUAAAUACAGGCAGCUGAAGAGGUCUGACCUGGUGUCCAUCGGGAGCUACAGGACAAACAUCAGCAUGUCAGACUUCGAAAGCGUGAAGGAGUACAGCGCAAGCAAUAACGCCUGCGUGAAAGAGAGCCAGGAGACUCAGCUAGGAGGGGACGAGUUCAUCACCACCGUGGCCACCCCGGAAAGUGCUGCUGAGACCAAGAAGGCAAAAAGGAACUCCAAGGAGGAUGCUGACCUCGCCUACUCCACCUUCCUCCUCACCUCCGGCAGCAUCGCACAGGGCGGCGCCGGGGGGGACAGCGCUGCCCCGGCCGUGUCCCCCCCGAACUGGGAGGGCCAGAUCUGA
Fulmarus glacialis (Northern fulmar) is the source of this 1917-nucleotide messenger RNA. Its product is annotated as polymeric immunoglobulin receptor-like. The record is from RefSeq and is a predicted model, not a curated record. Gene Ontology annotation, molecular function: transmembrane signaling receptor activity. Lineage: Eukaryota; Metazoa; Chordata; Aves; Procellariiformes; Procellariidae. Gene Ontology annotation, cellular component: plasma membrane.